GACUCAUUACGGUAAAUUCAGUUCUCCGACUGAUCAGGAAAAUCAAUGAGACUUUAAUGUUUUAUUGUCGCCUUCGUGCUCGAUGAAAUCUGCAGUGUUCUUCCCAGAGAGUUACAGUGGCAGGUGUUGACGUCCAGGUAUGAAGCUCCAGGACUCUGGAAUCCUCCUUCUGUCGUGUGUUUUGAUUUUUCACCUGGAUUUUCUUAUUGUUAAUGCAGCUGAAAAUGACACCAUGUGCCCUUGUAGUUGCGAUUACAUGGACAAGAUUGAGUACUGGAAGAACAAGAGCAACGAAUACGCCAACAAGACACUGAUUGAGAUCUACAAUGAGUUGCUCCCUCAGCUAGAGGCCACAAAGAAGGCCCUGGAGGAGGAUAAGACACAACUGUCGUCCUACCAGGCCAAGAAGACCAGCGCCGCGGACUCCCGCCCGUCCGCAAAACAGGUCGGCAGUACAUUCGGCAUCAUCUUCAUUAGUAUAUUCCUUGGCUUGGUCAUCGCCUUCGACUUGUCUUCUUAUAAACGCCAUCUUAGAACCAUUCGAUUCUGUCGACGGAGACUGUGAUUUAUUCAAGUGCAUCAAUAUGCCCAUGGUAUGUUGCUACGACAAAGCUUCAAUUUUAUCAACAUUACAACUGUACUGAACUUAACGCAUGAUACCGGUAUUCAAUAAACAAGAACUCUGUACUGUUAUUCCCUGAACAGGUUCCGUUGCCACCACUCGCACUGACUGUUUUACAUGUUGUAUCUCUAUAUCUGAAACUGAUCUCAAUAGAUUAUUGCUCCAUAUAUUGUUGAACGUUAUGUGGAUUCUACCCUUACUGAAAAAAAUCAACCCGCUAAUGGAGAGAUCAAUGCCUAAACGCGUGAUACAUUAGAAACCGGAUGUUGGAUUCUGGGAGACUUUAUUUAAACUGGUGCAAUAACGGAAUUGGUUUAGAAAUUGUGGAAAUUGAACACGAAUCCUUAAGUAUGCUCUAGACAAAAUGGGGUCACGAUUAUAAAUUUUAAUCAAAAUAAAAUUUUACUUAAUUUCAUGUAUUUGUAUAUUUAAAUCAUUAAUUUAUAUUUGGCCAUGUUGUAAUUUCUGAAUUUGUGACUAGUUGCUGUGAAAUGUAAGUACUGCCUUUUUUUAUUGGGUGUCUUAGUACUAAUCAUUGUAUACAAUCAAAACGAAUUUCAUUACAUGAUAAAUUACAUAUAUUAAAUCUGAAAGUGAAAAAAUGAA
This is a messenger RNA of Magallana angulata, 1228 nucleotides long. RefSeq lists its product as uncharacterized. The transcript has 3 exons. Bases 140 to 565 code for a protein of 141 amino acids. NCBI's taxonomy places the organism in Eukaryota, Metazoa, Mollusca, Bivalvia, Ostreida, Ostreidae. The record is from RefSeq and is a predicted model, not a curated record.